Molecule: messenger RNA, 1668 nt
Organism: Micromonas commoda
Lineage: Eukaryota; Viridiplantae; Chlorophyta; Mamiellophyceae; Mamiellales; Mamiellaceae
Exons: 1
Coding region: 1-1668 (555 amino acids)
Source: RefSeq, a predicted model, not a curated record
AUGGCGGCGAGAUCGACGGGCCGGUCGGAGCCCGCGCUGCUCAAGCGGCGCGGUCGCGCGCUCCGAUCCAACACCGUCGGCGAGCGCGGCGUGUGCCUCCUCCUCCUCCUCGGCGUCACCGCGCUCGCCUCGUCCGCGCUCAUGUCCCGCAUCCUUCCGCACGUGCUCGCGUGGAGACGCGCGAGCGCGUGCCUGCCCACCGACUCGUUGCUCCCGGGCGCGGCGCCGUGCCCGCCCGAGGCGUCGCAUCCGAGCCUAGACGUCGUCAGCGUCGCGGCCAAGCCCACGUGCGUGACCAGACUCGCGGUCGCCGCGCUCAACCAGUACGUCGGCCCGAGGCGCAUCGUCUUCGUCUCGUCCAACGACGUCGCGUGCGCCAGGCUCACGUCCUUCGCCGAUAACGUGGAGUGCGUGCCGGAGGACGACCUGAUACCCGGCGUGACGAAAGCCGCGGUGGACGCGGAGCUGGCGCGGCUGUACGGCGGAACCCGAGCCGGCGCGCGCGGCAGGAACGGGGGGGGCGUCGGCGGGGGCAACUACGUGGGCAGAUCCACAUCCGGGGCGGGCAACUACAUGGGCAGGUCCAACGGCGGGUGGUACCUGCAGCAGCUCGUCAAGCUCGGCGCCGCGCGGUACCUCCGCGGGCUCAGCGACACGUUCUUAAUCUGGGACCCCGACAUGAUCCCGCUGUGGCCCGUCCGCGUCUUCGGCGCCCAAGCGUCCGCCGCGAACGGCGGCAAGCAAAGGGCGUUUCGCCAAAUCGGUGGGUACGUGAUAAGAGCCUACGAGUCCUCCUACGAAAAGCUCGUGCCGGGCGAACGCGUUCAGUACGCCCCCGACGGCAGCAGCUACGUGACGCACCAGAUGGUCGUGGAGAGGGCGUACGUCGAGGAGCUGCUCGGGGCGUUCGGGGAGGCGUGGGAGCGGAGGCUGAGCAUGGAGAGCGCGGUGAAGGCGUCGGCGGCGUACGGGUCGUAUGGGGCGAAUGGGGCGAAUGGGGCGAAUGGGGCGAAGGAUCCUCGCCCGAGGGUCGAUCCGGUUGGUGGGGAGGUGGAUUUUGACGAUUUUAACGACGUCGAUUUAAACGACGGCGACGACACCGGCGGCUGGAGGGACGCGGACGACUUCGUGCGGCGGCGGCGGCUCGCGAUGUUCGAGGCUUGGCCGGAGGAUCGACAAGCAUCAGGGAAGAGGGCGAAGAACCCGCGACGGGCGGGCUCGUUCGCGUCGGGGAUCGGCGGGAAGGACGGUGACUCACCGGGUGCCGAGGGUGCCGAGCAGGGUGCCGUCCACAAGUUGACCGUCAACGCGGCGCCGCGUCCGAUGCCCGCGUGGGCGUCGGCGGUGCUCGCGAGCCUCCCCGAGGACUCCCUCACUUUGGGGUUCUCGGAGUACGCGGCGUACGCGUCUUGGGUGGCGAGUAAACACCCGGAGAGCGUGGAGGUGGCGCCCGUUCGCUUAUGGUCGCGUCACCCGUUUGGGCCCCUGGUCGGAUCGCUCGGCGUUCGUGCGCAGCGGAUGGCGAACCGCGACGGGCUGUGCUGUCCGGGCCCGGCUUCGGUGCGAGUGAUGAAACUUUUGGGGUACCAGUACGCGGGGUUCGAGAUUGGGCACGUCGCGUCGUGCGGACUCGACCUGCCGAGACACAGGGACUCGUAUGGGCUCUAG